Molecule: messenger RNA, 8839 nt
Organism: Marmota monax (woodchuck)
Lineage: Eukaryota; Metazoa; Chordata; Mammalia; Rodentia; Sciuridae
Gene: Gpr179
Product: G protein-coupled receptor 179
Exons: 11
Coding region: 64-7122 (2352 amino acids)
Biological process (GO): G protein-coupled receptor signaling pathway
Cellular component (GO): membrane
Molecular function (GO): G protein-coupled receptor activity
Source: RefSeq, a predicted model, not a curated record
AUCUCCUGAGCAACUAAAUCCCCAGGCAGCCUGAUCCCCAGGGUCUUGAGAGCGGCCCGAAGAAUGGGUACCUGGGCAAUGAUGAUGCCCUCUCUUGCGUGGCGGCUGCUGGGUUGCUGUUUCAUCUGCAGCUGGGCUCUGAGGGAUCCGAGGCCCCUCCGUUCUCUUCCUCCACUACCCUCCCAAGCCAAGCCAAGAUCUAUGCCCAUGUGGGUGGCCUCACAGGGGGCUGAGGCAGCCCUGGCUUUUCUUUACUCCGGAGAUGCCCAACAGCUAUUGGGGGCUAAUUGCAGUGAGCGCUAUGAAGCUCUUGGAGCAAAAGCCAGACCAGGGCUCCCCCAAGUUCUACAGAGGGCAGCAGGUACUCUUACCCAGGCUGCCAAUUUUCUCAACAUGCUGCUACAAGCCAAUGACAUCCGCGAGUCCAGUGUGGAGGAGGAUGUGGAGUGGUACCAGGCACUGGUCCGCAGCGUGGCGGAGGGGGACCCAAGGGCCUACCGGGCUUUGCUGAUCUUUAACCCUCCACCAGGAGCCAGCCAUCUACAGCUGGCCCUCCAGGCCACUAGGAUCGGGGAGGAGACCAUCCUUCAAGACUUGUCUGGGAACAGGAUGCAGGAAGAGAGCUCAGCUGAGGAACCAGACAGCCUUCCCCUGCAGAAACGGGUGCUGACCAAUGACCUAAGAAGCCUCAAUAGCCCCAAGUGGCCACAGGGGGAUGGGUAUGUGGGGGACAUACAGCAGGUGAGACUGUCUUCUCCCUUCCUGGAAUGCCAGGAGGGCCAGCUCCGUCCUGGCUGGCUGAUUACACUCUCGGCCACCUUCUAUGGACUCAAGCCAGACCUCAGUCCAGAGGUCAGGGGGCAGGUGCAGAUGGACAUAGAUCUCCAGGGCGUGGACAUCAAUCAGUGUGCAAGUGGCCCAGGCUGGUACUCUAAUACACACCUGUGUGAUCUCAACAGCACCCAGUGUGUCCCCCUGGAGAAUCAGGGCUUUGUUCUUGGCCGCUACCUCUGUCACUGCCGACCUGGAUUCUAUGGAGCAAGUGGCUUUGGGGGGUUAGAGGAAAGUGCCACACAGACUACCAGCCAAUUUGGGUCUCCACAAGGCAGCUUGGGGAGGCUGCUGAGGUGUCAGCCAUGUUCCGAGGGCUGCACCAGCUGCAUAGAUGCCACACCAUGCCUGGCAGAGGAGGCCCCAGCCCUGCGGGCAGCAGUACUGGCCUUCCAGACCUGCUGCAUGCUGGCCGUCUUCCUGAGCAUGCUGGUCUCCUACCACUGCCGCUGGAGCAAGAGAAUCCGGGCAUCUGGAGUUGUCCUGUUGGAAAUCAUCCUCUUUGGAUCCCUGCUUCUCUACUUUCCUGUCUUCAUCCUAUACUUCAAGCCCAGCGUGUUCCGCUGCAUUGCUCUUCGCUGGGUUCGGCUGCUGGGUUUUGCCAUCGUCUAUGGGACCAUUAUACUCAAGCUUUAUAGAGUGCUCCAGCUGUUCCUGUCUCGCACAGCCCAGCGGGGCCCACACCUGAGCAGUGGGCACCUCCUGCAGCGCUUGGGGCUGCUCUUGCUGCUCAUGCUGGGUUUUCUGGCCAUGUGGACAGUCGGCGUCCUGGAGCGAAGCAUCCAGCACACACCUUUGGUGACUCGAGGUCACACUCUCACUGGCCGCCACUUCUACCUCUGUCACCACGACCGCUGGGACUACAUUAUGGUUGUGGCUGAGAUGCUGCUGCUAUGCUGGGGCAGUUUCCUCUGCUACGCCACCAGGGCUGUGCCCUCGGCCUUCCAUGAGCCACGCUACAUGGGCAUUGCCCUGCACAAUGAGCUGCUGCUUUCGGCUGCGUUCCACAUGGCCAGGUUUGUGCUGGUUCCGUCCCUGCACCCAGACUGGACUCUUCUCCUCUUCUUCUUCCACACCCACAGCACAGUCACUGCCACACUGGCUCUGAUCUUCAUCCCCAAGUUCCGGAAGUCAGGGGCUCCUCCCCGGGAGGAGAUCUUGGAUGAGGUAUAUGAAGAUGAGCUGGACCUGCAGCGCUCAGGCUCCUACCUCAACAGCAGUAUCGCCUCAGCCUGGAGUGAGCGCAGCCUGGACCCUGGAGACAUUAGGAAGGAGCUGAAGAAGCUCUAUGCCCAGCUAGAGGUCAACAAGACCAAGGAAAUGGCUGCUAAUAACCCCCACCUGCCCAAGAAGUGUGGCAGCUCCCGCCAGGGGUUGGGCCGCUCCUUCGUGAGGUACCUGGCUGAGUUCCCUGAGGCCCUGACCAGGCAACACUCCCAGGAUUCAGGCUCCCUGGGCCAUGGCAGCCUGCCUGGCUCCUCCCACCAUCGGCUCUGCAGUUCUAGCCUGCAGGAAGCAGAAGGGCCACCAGCCCUGCCCAAGUCCUGUAGCACCUAUGACCACCAAAGGGAGCAGGACCCACCUCUCCUUGACUCCCUGCUGAGGAGGAACCUAUCCAAGAAGGCCCCUCGGGUGGAGAGCAGGGAGUUGAUGGAAGGGCCCUCUGCCCUGGGCUACAGGUCAGCCAGUGCCCAUAACCUGACAGUUGGAGAGAGGGUCCCCAGGACGCGGCCCACUUCCCUGCAGAAGUCCCUCAGUGUUGUAGCUGGCUCUAGGGAAAAGGCCCUGCUUGUGGCCAGCCAAGCCUAUUUGGAAGAGACCUACCUGCAGGCAAAGGAAAGAGAGGAGCAAAAGAAGGCCGAGGCAGCCAUGAUGAGCCCAGCGCAGAGACCAUCAGCAAGGAGGCUGGAGCCGGCUCGAAGGGCCCCCCUGUCAGCUCCACCCUCCCCUGCCAAGAGCAGCAGCGUGGACAGCUCUCACACCUCUGGGAGGCUUCAUGAAGAGGCUGGUAGGAAGCUGCCUCACCCACCCAUCAGGCACCAGGUCUCCACACCCAUCCUGGCCCUGUCUGGGGCCUGCCUGGGAGAGCCAAGAACGCUGUCUCCCAACUCCACUCUGACUCCAGCUCUGAUGCCACCUCUGGCCCCAACCCCUACCCCUGCCCUGGCACCAGUGCCAGUAUCCCCACAAAGCCCCAGCGUAUUCACCUACAUCUGCCCCUGGGAGAAUGAAGAAUUGCCAGUCAAGAAAGAAAAUGCUGCCCAGGAAGCUCCCUCAGAACCUGAGCGAGGCAGCCACUCCCCCGCCCUAGCCACAGCCAGGCUCUGGAGGGCUCUCUCUGUUGCAAUAGAGAAAAGGGGAGCUGGGGAACCUGAGAUGAACACAGAGGAAGGGUGUCUCCAGGGGGAAGCUGAUGAUGUGGGUGGGGACAGGCCCAAGAUCUCUAAAGCCCACAGCCUCAGGACCCCUGUGCAACAGGCCUCCAUGCGCAGCCUAGGCCUGGCUAUCAAAGUGCUGACCCGUUCUCGGAGCACUUACAGGGAGAAGGAGAAUGGAGAGGAAAGUCCAGAAAGGGAUAAGGACAAGGCUCCAGUGGAGGGUGCAGGGGCUUUCCCCCGGUCUCCUAGGCUGGGGCGGCCCAAGGCAGUGAAUAAGCAGGCUGCCCUGGCCCCCUGCAAUGAUGAAGAGUCCCUCCAAAACCAACAGAAUGCCCACACCAGCAGAAUGCUCCAAGUCCAGCAACAGGAAGGCAGCAGAGAACAAGAGGACAGAGGCAGAAGGACAUCCCAGGGUCUAGGGGAGCAGAAAGUUGAGAGAACGGGUGAAAUAGGGCUUGCCAUACUUAGGCAAGUUUCCAAGGACAAAAAUGCUGAACAGGCAAAGGCAGCCCCUGUAGGGCGGCUGGAACGGCCUAAAGCUGGCCUCCACCCCCUGGACAGUGCUGACUUCACAGUGCCGGAGGUAUGUCCCUGGGAAGUCACUGAGUCACCAACAUGUCAGCUAGACAGUAACAACAAGGUGGAAAUCUGCCCCUGGGAGGUGAGUGAAGGAGCCCCUGAGAGGGAGGCAGUAAUGCAAGAGCUUGAGGACGCCCAUGAAGAGAGGGGCAAAGUCCCAGAAAAAUCAGAGUCCAAAAGAGUGACUGUCUUCACGCGGAAAAAGCCAGAGAGGCUGGUGAGGGGCCAGGAGGCAGUGUGUCCUUGGGAGAGUGCCGAUCCUGGAGGUCUGUCCCCUCAGUCAGUCCCUCAGGACUCUGACAGAACCAGGGGCAGGUCUGAGGCAGUGGGCAGUGUGGAGGCAAGGAAGGCAGAGAAGGACCCCAAGGAAGACAUGGACCCAGAGGCUUGUUCACCUGACACUGCCAAGGAAGACCUGUGCUCCCAGAAAGAAAGUGAAAGGGAGGGGAAAAUGGCCCAGGAGGUGAUGGCGCUCCCCCAGGAAAGGCAAAAAGCUCCCAAGAAAGCAGCCUUCUGGAGAGAACAGAAACUGGGUGGAGAUCUGCAGUCUUUUUGUCCGUGGGAGAGUACAGACUUCCGGGGUCCCUUGGCAGUCUCACUUCAGGUCCCAGAAAGUCUGGGCAAUGGUAUUGCAGAAGUGUGUCCAUGGGAGGCAGGAGAUUCACCUGCUAACAAGAAGUCAGAGAUCUGUCCCUGGGAGCUAGGUGAUGCGCUCCCAGGGAAGGAAGCACCAAGUCAGGAGGCAGGAGGAGAAUCUCUCCAGGAAAAGAAGAAAGCCCCCGGAAAGGGGAGCUCAGGAGAGAUGGGGGAACAAACUGUGAAGGCUGUGCCGGCAGUAAGUCCAUGGCAGGAAUCAGUGUGUCUCUGGGAGGGCAUAGCCCCUGUACAGUCUAGCCCAUGUCCAGACAUCUCCUCAUCCAAAGCUGGUGACCAACUCUUAAGCAAUGGGAACAGCAGAACAAUGCAGUUGGGUCCAUGGGAAGCUCUUAAGCCAGAGAAAAAGGGAACAACUCCUGCCACAGCAGAAAUCUGUCCCUGGGAGGUAAAUGAAACACAAGACUGGACAUUGGGACAGGUACCAAAAAAAGGAGAAUCUCAAAAGGACAAGGGGACAAUGCUUGAAAAAGCAGGAAUCCCCCAAGAGGUCACAGCAUGGGAAAAGCUGGAGGCAGUCUGCCCCUGGGAGAGCAUGGACCCUGGUAGCUUCCCCCUACAACCAGGUGCUCAAGGCACAGAGAGACCCCAAACUAUUUUCCAGAGGUCAGGCAGUGUAAGAAGCAAAGCUGCUGAGAUCUGCCCAUGGGACAUGGAAGAGACUCUGGCAGCAGAGAAGACAAAGAUCUGUCCCUGGGAAGUAGGUGCUGGAGCAGGAAAGGGAAGGGCUUUGGAAGUUGAGGCCAUUAGGAAAUCACCAAAAGAUAUAGGAAAAAUGUCUGCAGAUUCUGUACCCAAGGAGAGAACAGUUACUGAUUCAAAGAAGCCACAGAGUCCAGGCCUGGAGGUUGCCUGUCCAUGGGAGAGCUCGAGUCCAGGAGGCUCCUGUCAGAAUUCAGACACUCUGGACACUGAUGGACCAAAAGUUCGACUCCAGGAACUGGACCGUGUGGGCUGCAGGGCAGCUGAGGUAUGUCCCUGGGAAGUAGAAGAAGCCCUCACUCAUGCAAAAGCCAACAUCUGUCCCUGGGAGGUGAGUGAAGGAGCUACUGGAAAGGGACUGAAGCAAGAGACGGGGAAUGAAUCAGCAGGGAAGAGGGAGAAAACUCUAGAAAAGGAGAGACUCACUUUCCCUAGAGAAGGCAUAGCAAAAUGGGAGGCAAAACACCAUCAAGAACAGGAAGUUAUUUGUCCUUGGGAAGAAAAAGACUUGAGGGAACCAUCUGCUCAGACCUCCAAGGUCUCAGACUUGUCCAGCAACACUAGUAGUCAGGUGGCAGAGGGAUAUUCCUUGGAAGUGAGUGAUGAAGCAACACAGAAAGGGGACCUGAGACAAGACCCAAGAACAGACUCCCUCCCAGAACACAUGACUCAUGAAAAAGCUCAAGCUUCAAAAGCAGAAUUCAUUACUGAAGGUGGAAGAACAAGCAACCAACUAUCAUCCAUCUGCCCAUGGGAGAGCGUGGUGCCAGCAGGCUCUUUCUUGCAGCAAGACCGUCAGCACCCUGACCAACCUACAGCCAGCUCCCAGAGUCUGCUCAGUGCUGGGAGCAAGGUCGCUGAGGUAUGUCCAUGGGAUGCUCCUGAUCCAGAUGUGUAUAAACCUGACAGCAGCUCCAAGGCCGAGAUCUGUCCCUGGGAGGUAACUGAGAAAAUCCCUGAGAAAGGGUCAUGGAGACAGGAUAGAAAGAGGGAAUCUCAAGAGGAAGGAAGAGCCCCAGAAAAACUAGAGCCCAAAGGUGUGACAGUCCAGAAAACAUCAGAGAUAGCUGAUUUUGAGAAGCAGGAGGCUGGGGAGAGCCAAGAUUUGGGGGGUUUGUCUUUACAAUCAGACCCACAUGCUUGUGACAGAAGCAAAGGCAAUUCUGAGACAGCAGGCAGAGUGGGGGCCAGGGUGGCAGAAGUGUGUCCGUGGGAAGUGGAAGAGACUCCCUCUGCCAAGAAAGCAGAGAUCUGCCCUUGGGAGGUGGGUAAAAAAGCAGCAGGGAAAGGGGAACUAGAGCAGGGGGUGAGCAGAGAACCACAAGGAGAGGUGUUCCUUGCAAAGGCAGAAUCUGGAGGGACUGAAGGACAUUUUUCAAAAACAGCAGCAAAACCUGGCAAAGAACAGCUGACAGUCUGCCCUGAGAAAGGCACAGGAUCAGGAGGGUUCUUCCCACAGCAAGAUGCUCUAGACACCAACCAACCCACAGUCAGUCCCCACAGAGCAAGCAGCAUGGGGAGUAGGAUAGCAGAACUGUGUCAAUGGGAAGUAACAGAUCCGGAAGGAAACAAAAUAAAGGGCAUCAUGGCAGACAUCUGUCCUUGGGAGGAAACUGGAGCCCUGUUGGAGGAAUCUGGCCUCCUGGCUUUAACAGCAACUCAGACAGAAAAUUUCCCCACAGCUCCUGAAAAAUCAUCAUGCCUUUUAGUUCAUAGACCUCUGGAAAGGUUCCUUUCAGAGAGCAAGAGCUCCCACCCCAAGGUGAGCAAGCCAGUCAGUACUCUUACUCUGGGAGGUAUCAGAGAACCACAGGGACCUUCAGGACUUGGGCCAAAGACCUGCUUAGGCACAGAAUCAAGUCUCCAAGAAGGUGAGGCUCAAAGGUCUUCCUCCUUAAUGGAAGACCAUAGACAAGUAGCUUCUGAAGCUCAAGAUGAAGAACUCACCCCUCUUGUCUAUCCUUGGGACUUGGAAUAAGCUCUGUCAGGUGAGCUCAAACAGAUCUAGGCUUCAGGAACCAAAGUCCUUUCUAAAUCUUAGUGUUUCCAAAGAGCUGAAUCAAAGACACUUGGCCACUUCUAAGAAGGCCAAAGGUCCACUCAUUCAAAAUACAACUAUACAAGAAGGGUUCAGCUCAGAUCCCAGGGAAAGUCCCACCCAUUCUUUGCUUUUAACUUUUCUUCCUGAUUGAGGAUACAAAGGCUGGACCCUCUACUUCCAGAGACUCCUCCCACCCACCCAUCUAACAUACUUGACACAAGCCACUGGAGUGUUACUGAUGAAAAGAAGUCAGCAGUGCCCAGAAUAGGGAAACUUAAUUCUCUGGAGUCUAUAAAAGGGUGAUUUUUUUAAGAAACAAAAACCACCCAAGGAGUUGGCAACAUAGGGACUGUGGAGCCAUAUAAGGUUAUAAAGUCACUCUAUGCAGCUUCAGAAGGUACUUAAUUCAAGUUGAAAGAUAAACUGGGGGAAAACUAAAAGGACUCAAAACAGGUGCCUAAAAAGCCUUAAGGACCUUGUCUUUUGUCUCCCAUUCUUCUCUCUACCAUUCUUCUCCCAUUUCUUCUCUCUACCCUGCCUGACUAUUGAAGUAGAGACAAUCAGGUACUCUUCCUUCCAUGCCAACAUCUGGCAUCCAAAGUGACAUCAGACAAAGAGAAUAGAAAAGGAAAAGCAAUUUCUCCAGGUCCUCCCCACACUGGGAGGUACAGAUAUCCUUAGUAUGCCUCUUGCUAGCUUUCUUGGGUGACCUCCUCCUCUUCCUGACCCAGCUCUUGCUGAUCUUCAGAGCUCAUCUCACUGGUUCAUUCAGUGCUCUCCUCCUAGCCUUUCAGCACUAUCACUAUCCCCUCUUUUGCCAGUGUAACUGGAACCAAAGGAGAAACUGUGGUUCUGAUGCAAGAACUACUUCAAAUCACUUACUCAGUAACAAGAGGCCACAUCAAUCUCCUUCCCAGGGGAGCCCUACAAAGGAAAGAGGUCAUUUAUAGCCAGCAUUCCCAACGACUUCUGCACUCAGAAAGAGCAGAACUCCAGGGCAAGUCAGAAGCCAGGAUUGAGAAAUGGCCUGGUGUUAGGACAAAGGCUACUUUCUUAGGCAGCUCUUUCUUAGCUCUCUCAACAGUCAGAGCUCAGGCUACUCUUGCUUAAGCAGUGCUAGAUAACAAAGUGCUGGGAUUAGAUGAUACUACCAAAGGAAAGUGAAGAAGAAGAAAAACAUACCAAGAAGUUCUGGAAUUGGCAGAGGUGAGGUGGGGGUGGAAACUGGCAGGCUAAUGUGGCAAAACUGUCCGUGGCACUCAAGAUGGCAGUAAGUCCCAAUCUCCAACAGUACAGGUAUGGAUGUCAUUUAUGGGGAGAAAAGACAAAACAAGACCAAAUAUCCAGGAGGAAAACAAUGAGUUUGCAUGUAAAGAUUCUGGGUAGUUAUAGUUUCCAGAAAAAGUAGCAAAGUUCUCCAUUUCCAAAAAGGAGCAAAGGAAUAGAGUAACUUCCCCUUCUUUGGGGUUCAGAGGCCUUUGUUCCCAUAUGGAGACCCUCCCACUUACCCUGGAUUUUACAGUAGUAACUUAAGUAUGUUGUUACUCCGUGUCCUGGCUGCUUAACCCCACAGCUUCAGAGCUUAUGUGGACUUUGCCAACUGUGCACCCCAGAGCAAUUCUAUUGGGUGUGGUCUAGCUGGAAAAGCAAAGUU